Diorhabda sublineata is the source of this 2049-nucleotide messenger RNA. Its product is annotated as kelch-like protein 10. Gene Ontology annotation, molecular function: protein binding. The coding region runs from base 1 to 2049 and encodes 682 amino acids. The transcript is spliced from 6 exons. NCBI's taxonomy places the organism in Eukaryota, Metazoa, Arthropoda, Insecta, Coleoptera, Chrysomelidae. The record is from RefSeq and is a predicted model, not a curated record.
AUGACUCAAAUUAAUGAAAUAGGAGAAUCCCAUACGAUUAUGGAAAAGCAUAUGGAGUGUGGAUCAGGAAGAUGCAUGAGUAUUCAGGCGAUGCAAGCUCUUUUUGAGUUAAAAGAAAACAAUCAACUUUGCGAUGCGACUAUAGUUUUAGAUGACGGAGCGGAAAUUCCAGUACAUAGAGCAAUACUCUGCGCUUGCAGUUCUUAUUUCAGGGCUCUGUUUACCACCACGCUACAUAACAGAGAGAAACACAGAGUUCAUUUGCCAGGUGUAACGUCAGAAAUGCUUCAAAAACUUUUGGUGUACAUAUAUUUAAGAAAACUGGACAUAAAUCACGAAAAUGUAUAUUCUCUACUAAUCACUGCUGAUUAUUUAAGUAUAUUGGGAGUGCUAGAACUUUGUUGUAAAUUCCUGAAAGAGAAUCUAACACCAAAAAAUUGUAUUGGUAUACUUAAAUUUGCAAAGAAUUACUUCUGUACAGAUUUAGCAAACGAUACAUGGAAAUACAUUAUGCGAAAUUUUGCUGAAAUUGCAAAUGAAAGUAACGAAAUUUUAGCUUUGUCUUUUCCUGAAAUUCAAGAGAUUAUUAAUUCGGAUGAUUUGAAUGUGAAAAGUGAAGAUAUAGUAUGGGAGUUAGUUUUAAAAUGGAUAGACCAAGAUCCUGAAGGAAGAAAGAAACAUAUUGUCGCUUUAAUGAAAUGUAUACGAUUGGGGUUAUUGGAUACACAAUUUUUUCUUGAAAGAGUGAAAGAACAUCCUUAUGUGUCUAGUUCAGAGGAGAGUAGACCAAUGAUUAUAGAAACUCUCAAAUUUCUCUAUGAUUUGGAGAUGAUAACGCACAGAGAUGGUGAAGUGAUAACUCCAGAAAUAGCACGUCCGAGAGUGCCGCAUGAAAUUCUUUUUGCCAUCGGAGGCUGGAGCGGAGGGUCUCCUACAAAUUUUAUUGAAACCUACGAUACAAGAGCCGAUCGUUGGGUGAAAGUUGAAGAAGUUGAUCCGACUGGACCAAGAGCCUACCAUGGAACGGCUGUGGUAGGUUUCAAAAUAUACGUCAUCGGAGGAUUCGAUGGCAUGGACUACUUCAAUUCAUGUCGAUGUUUUGACGCAGUUACAAAAUGUUGGAAAGAAAUUGCCCCUAUGCACGGCAGAAGGUGUUACGUUAGUACAGCUGUAUUGGGAGAUUUAAUUUAUGCUAUGGGAGGAUAUGAUGGACAUCAUAGGCAAAAUACUGCAGAAAAAUAUGAUCAUAAAACUAAUCAAUGGUCUCUGAUAGCUCCCAUGAAUAUGCAGAGAUCAGAUGCUAGUGCAUGUAAUUUAAACGGUAAAAUUUAUAUCACCGGAGGAUUUAACGGUCAAGAAUGUAUGCAUUCGGCAGAGGUUUAUGACCCAGAAUUUAACCAAUGGUCUUUAAUAAGCCCUAUGAGAUCCAGAAGAUCGGGUGUUUCUUGUAUGGCUUAUCAUAACCAAGUGUACGUUAUAGGUGGAUUCAAUGGUAUUUCUAGAAUGUGCAGUGGAGAAAAGUUCAAUCCGCAAACUAACACUUGGUCACCAAUACCUGAUAUGUACAAUCCGAGAAGUAAUUUUGCCGUUGAGGUAGUUGAUGACAUGAUAUUUGCGAUUGGUGGAUUCAAUGGAGUGACUACGAUAUAUCAUGUAGAAUGUUAUGAUGAAAAAACUAACGAAUGGUACGAAGCUACCGACAUGAACAUCUACAGAUCAGCUUUGUCGGCUUGUGUUAUUGAUGGCCUACCAAAUGUUCAAGAUUAUAUACAUAAACACAGGGACCGUUUGAUGGAGGAGAAACGUCAGAAAUUAAUAGCUCUGGAAAACCAACGGAACACAAUGGGCGUGCAGAACUUCAAUAACAAUAACCAUCAAGAAAAUAUAGCAGCAGCUGUAAAUGCAAAUAUGCAACAACUAAACAUUCUACAGCAGCUGAAUGCAAAUCUAAAUCCAGCUCUACCUCCAGUUCCUGUACAAAAUCCUGUACAAAAUCCCAUACAAAUGGACGUAGAUGAGGAUGAUGCAGAAGAGCAACAAUUAAUAUAA